Molecule: messenger RNA, 1899 nt
Organism: Histoplasma mississippiense
Lineage: Eukaryota; Fungi; Ascomycota; Eurotiomycetes; Onygenales; Ajellomycetaceae
Exons: 5
Coding region: 1-1899 (632 amino acids)
Biological process (GO): ubiquitin-dependent protein catabolic process; protein ubiquitination
Cellular component (GO): nucleus
Molecular function (GO): zinc ion binding; ubiquitin protein ligase activity
Source: RefSeq, a predicted model, not a curated record
AUGGCGAAUCUCGAGGUGAGCGGGGGUGAGGUUUCCUUUGCUAUCCCGGAGGAGGUAUCGCAUUCCUCCACCCCUCAUUAUGAAGACGACCAUGCAUAUCGUCAUUCCGACAUUGAUGCCAGGGAUCCAUCCCUUCCACUGCACCAUUUCUCGGCACGGACCCACGUAGCGGUGCUAGAAGAAACGGACGGCACCGCUGAGCGGCCUUUCUCGGACUCAAUUGAUAGAAUGAGUCAACCUCAAACUCCACUCUCGGGACCUGUGCAUGUGGAUUCUUCUUCCAGGACUAUUGGCUCGAAUGUCAGAAUAGGAGGAAUAGUCCAAGCUAGAGAGCCUGAUGGAAGAAGCAGUGGUCAUAGCGAGCUACAUCAUGCUGCUGAUUUUCAUUUGGAAGUGAAAAGUGGGUCAGCGCUGCCGGAGGAUGAUGGAAUGAAGACGCUGAGGGAAAAGAUUCACAAUAUUCGGGAUGCAAAAAUUUCUAAUGCGGAAAAGGCCAGGUUGAUACAUGCCCUUAUGACAGAGAAUUACAAUUCAUCUCUACACAAGAGGUAUAGCAAGUCACGUUCACCUACCAGCUGUCAUGAUCAAGAGCGGCCGUGGACACCGGUGUCAAGUAGUAAACGAUCUUCGGGUCCUUUUUCCAUGUCCCCUACUUCGCCCACGUCUGCUUCUUCACUCGGGUUUCCCUAUCAUCUCACUGAUGAUGAUCUACGACCAAGUUACGCGCCUCGACAUGACUCAUCAUCAGAUCUAUCUGGCGAGAGCAUCAUUUCGUUCCCAAAAGAAUCCGCAAACGAUGACGCGGUGGAAGAGGAGAAUCUCCAAUUAGGCUGUCAACAUUAUAAGAGGAAAGUAAAACUUCAAUGUUAUACAUGCAAGGCCUGGUACCCUUGCAGAUUUUGUCACGACCAAGAAGAAGAUCACGUUCUAAUUCGAAGAGCGACUCAAAACAUGCUCUGCAUGGUUUGUCGCACUCCGCAAGCGGCCGGGCUAUGGUGCAAAUCGUGCGGCAUCCAGGCCGCCUGCUACUACUGCUCGGUGUGCAAACUCUGGGAUAACGACAGCCAGAAAAGCAUUUACCACUGUAACGAUUGCGGGAUUUGUCGUAUCGGUCAAGGGAUCGGUAAGGAUUAUUAUCACUGCAAGACCUGCUCUGUCUGUAUACCAAUCUCUAUCCAGCAGACUCACAGAUGUAUCGAACGUUCAACCCAAUGUGACUGUCCAAUCUGUGGUGACUACAUGUUCACCUCUCCCGAGACGGUCAUAUUCAUGAAGUGCGGCCAUAGUAUCCACCAGAAGUGCUUUUCCCAAUAUUCAACAACAUCAUAUCGAUGUCCCAUUUGCAGCAAAACCAUUGCAAAUAUGGAAGCCCAUUUUAGAAGCCUAGAUCGUGCAAUCAAAGACCAGCCAAUGCCUCCAGAUUUUAUGGAUACAAGAGCACUAAUAUCAUGCAACGACUGUUCUGCGAAGUCCGCUGUCCAGUACCACUGGCUGGGGUUGAAAUGCGAAAUAUGUUACUCUUACAACACAACGCAAAUACAACUCCUCACUGCCAAUGAUAACAAUGAUGAGAAUACCCACCAUCGUGAAGCUAAUGAAAUCUGCAACAUAUCCCGUAACAUAACCGUACCAACUCGGAUGACCAGAUUGCCACCAAACUCCGACGAGAACCACACACCAACUGAAACUACAUUUCUUUCAACUAUGUCAAGCAAAGCUUCCAGGCCUACAUUUGGGAUAUUUGGCGAUGGAAAGGAUGAUGAUGAAGUAGUAUUGUUCGAAGACGAAAGCGAGAACACUGAUGGCUCUGAUUAUUCUAACAAUGAUGGACACCAGGAAGAUACAGAAGAUGAGGAUGAAGACGAUAUUGAUGAAAUUGACAUAUUCGGACAUCGGUGA